This is a messenger RNA of Diplodia corticola, 4698 nucleotides long. RefSeq names its product wd repeat protein. Gene Ontology annotation, molecular function: protein binding. The record is from RefSeq and is a predicted model, not a curated record. NCBI's taxonomy places the organism in Eukaryota, Fungi, Ascomycota, Dothideomycetes, Botryosphaeriales, Botryosphaeriaceae. The transcript is spliced from 2 exons. Bases 1 to 4698 code for a protein of 1565 amino acids.
AUGCACCCGCACGGUGAUAGCUCGCCCUUCGACAGCCCUACCUUCGGUCGCGAUGCAUCCAUCCGCGUCGACGAGCCCGUUGGCUCUGCCUCCAUUUCGCCCAGCAGCCGCGACAUCGUGCUCGCGUCGCGGGAAGGGCUGCACAUCAUAGACCUUGACAACCCCUACUCGCCGCCCCGUCACCUCGCCCACCGCACCCUGUGGGAGGUUGCCGACGUGCAAUGGUCGCCCUUCGCGAGCCACGACGGUCUGGUCGCCAGCACGUCGAACCAGAAAGCCCUGAUCUGGGACCUGAACCAUGCCAAUCAGCCACCGCUGACCCUUCAUGCUCAUGCGCGUGCCAUUACCGACAUCAAUCUCUCCGCACAUCACCCGGACAUCCUCGCGACCUGUGCUGUCGAUACCUUUGUGCAUAAGUGGGAUUUGCGCGCUCCCGACAGGCCUGUGUUCUCGUAUGCGCAAUGGGAUGGAGGCGCCGCGCAGGUCAAGUGGAACAGGCAGGAUCCUCAUAUCCUGGCCUCUGCCCAUGACAAGUUGCUCUGCAUCUGGGACGAGCGCAAAGGUGUGGAACCUCUCCGCACCAUUGAGGCCCACAAGAGUAAGAUUUAUGGUGUCGAUUGGAACCGCAUGCACCAAAGCGGCGUUCUGACCUGCUCACUGGAUGGCUCCAUCAAGUUCUGGGAUUAUACUCUCGAGGAAGACGAGAUGCUGGAGCGUGUCAUCAGGACGCCCUUUGGCGUGUGGCGAGCGAGGCACACUCCCUUUGGAUGGGGUGCGCUCGCCAUGCCCCAACGAGGCGACUUCGAUUUGCACCUCUACGACCGGAGGUCGCAUGACGGCGUCAAACUGGAUUCCAGAGUCAGCCCAGCCCACACGUUCAAGGGCCACAAUGGUCAAGUUAAGGAGUUCCUAUGGAGAACGCGUGGCGAUGUUACGGAUGAUUGCUACGACCAUCGUGAAUUUCAACUUGUAUCAUGGGGCAGUGAUCGCCAGCUGAAUUUGUAUCGCAUCGACUCAUCUAUCCUCGGCUCGGUUGGAUACAAGAAGGGUGAGAAGACGCGCCAGAAGCUGUUCAUGACGCGGCAAGGUGCUCUGUACAAGACUUUCCACGACGAAGCCCCUGUCUCAACUCCACAGACGAAAUUGGCCGAUCAGCAGGCUCAUCCUUUUACUGCGCCCAGCCAGCUCAGUGCUCUCUUCCAGUCUGCCGGCAUGAGCAAGCCCAGCCUACCGUAUGCUCAAACGGCCUUCCAAGGACCUGGUGCUAGCGCUCGAGACCGUGGUUUAACGUCCAUGCAAGCCCGCGGUUUGACGACUAUGCAGGCUCGCACUCGUGAGAAGAAGACUGUGGACAAGCUCACCUGGAUGCAGGGAGUCAAGAUUGGCGGACGUGACGGUCAAUUCAAUCGUCAUGGCUCCAGGCCUGAUGUAUUCUCACCGGAUCAGCAGCUGCUGUGGGAUUCACCCGAGAGUCUUGGAGACGAAAUCACGCACGUGGGCAGCAAGUUCAAGAAAGUCAAAUUCGAAGAGGUUGAAAUUCCUCGCCGGACUGCAACAGUCACACUGAACGGCCCAUGGGGCGAAAACGACACUCCGGUCUUCAUGAGAAUCAGCAUCCGGUUUCCACCAGAUUACCCUGUCUCGGCAACCCCUCACUGUAGCAUUGAGAAAACAACCUCAUACAUUUCAGAGGCCACAAUCUCCAAACUGGACAGCGAGAUCAAAGCGCUCGCUGAAGUAUAUAAGAACCGCAAGAGAGGGUCUCUGGAUGCUAUCAUCAGCUACCUUCUCGGAGAGCGGGGUCUCGAAGAGAGCAUCAGUUGGCUUUCUGAUGGUGCUCUCACGGACAGUGUCACGCAGGAUGAAGACAGCUCCAGUGACGAAGAAGACGAGGUGGGAGCAGACUUUGCAACACCCGCCAUGGAGAUGAGCGGCACGGAUAUCCUUGGGCCCCUCAAUGCGAACGCCAACGUUCCUCUUCCGUGCCAAUGCGGUGCUGCUUGGUCAAGUGAUGGCCGCCUGGUCACCUUCUUUCCACCAAAGCCCGAACCUAAGCCCAUGUUCUCAAACCUCGAGGCUUUGCGAAACGAUAGUCGCACAUACAAGAGCAAGAGAAUCUUCGAGAUGUUAGGUCAACUGAACAAGGAAUCUCCAGACCCUGGCAGGAAGUCCUCUUCAGCCGUCGAUAAUCCAGAUGACAGCGACUCCCAGGGUUCAUGGGAAACUUCAUCCAGCUCCUCAUCCGGCUCACCUGUGCGUGGAGGUCUAUCUGGAAUAGCACCACCGGUCGCAUGGCGCGGUGGCCCGUUGAAGUUCCAGCGGUCUUCGCAGCACUCGAGCGCUGGCUACGACGCGAAGCCUAUAACCGCUAAGCCAAAGUCCAUCAUCGCCAUACGCAGUCUUGAGGAUCUGCUUCCCGCAAAGAGGGAGCUCGCCGAACGAUAUGAAGUCUUUGGUGAAGCUGCCGAUGUUUGCUCACACAACGCUGAAGUGGCGAGAGACUGCGGCUACGCCGAGCUGGUCGACAUCUGGAACCUUAUUGGCCUUAUCAUUGCGGAUCAGGUGCCGUUGGAGGUCAUGCAGCAAAGCUACCGCCGCGAACCAAUUUUAGUGGUGGCAAAAAGGACAGCGGUUCAAAUUCGCAAGAAAGACAGCGGUCUUGACCUGAGUUUCGAUGAACCCGAGGCUAUUGCCAAACCAAAACUGAAGAGCCGUGUCAAGUGGGGCCAUCAUCCAUUUGGCAAGGUGCUGGUGCAGCGUCUUUUUGAACACUUUGAGAGGCUCGCCGACAGCCAGAUGCUGGCUAUGCUUUCGUGCAUGUUCCACGAGCCAGCAGCGAGUGAGGGCGUAACUACUGGUAUGAUGAUGCGCAAUCCACAUGCAGACCUGCAUCUCUCCAUGAGGACACCUGCGUUUUCUCUGGACUAUUUUCCCUCCAAAGAGGUUGCUGCGAGCUUGUUCAAACCAAAGUUCUCCUUCACGGAUCAAUACGACAACGGCCACUUCCAUCCGAACAUAGGCCACGAUGCAGGAUUGUCUAAAUACGACAAGCGACUGAAUACUUUUGGUUCUGCAGGGUCUUCAAACGGUCCAUGGGGAGGCGAUUUGCCCAGCGGGCCCACGACGCCCUACUCGACCGGAGACACGCCGCCUCCUACACUCUCACGUUCUAGUACCUUUCGCUCUGCAUCUAGCGCCUACGCAAGCUUAGCGUCAUCGCCCGAGCGCAGUAAGCGCAGUGGCACACCAUUCACUAGUGCCUUGACAUCCUUCUCACGGCCCUUUCAAACCGCAAACAACUCACCUCCAGCUCGCCAACGGACUCGAACCUUUGAGGGAGACCUCUCUACUUCUGCACCGGAAAAGAGCAGCGUAACCUGGGGCCCGAAUACGGUAUAUGGAGGCGCCUCCACCGGCUCCAACUCUUCUUCUGUACAGCGCUCUAAUAGUAGCAAACGUAACCGCGCGACUACACAGACAGCAAACGAACAGCAACGAUUUGUUUCUUUUGAUAGCAUCGAUGAGACCACUGACGAACCUGAUUUCGACGACGACGAUGACUUCUACCCUAACUUCGAGGAUGAUAAAACGGAUAUUGCACCAACUGAUCGCAACUCUGAUGGCAGCAUGGUCCAAGUCACACUCAAAAAUCAGGACCAGUUUGAUGACGAUGGCUAUCUGUCAGUUCCGUUGUUGGAUCAGGAACAUGCUUGGAUGUACGCUGCUUAUCGCGCAAGCUAUGCCAACAACCAACUGGCUGGAUGGGGACUGCAGGUCAAACGGAGCGAGGUCCUGAAGUACAACGGUCUGACAAGCUAUUGGGCCAAAGAUGAGGUUCACGACGCACACGAAGAGGAUUUGGCUGUAGGCCGUAGCCAGGAAAGCAAUGGUACAAGGUCCUCGACCAUAAUCCCUGACGACCUCGUACUCUGCCCGCUGCCCCUGCCACCGUUUUCCGGCCCUCCCACAAGCAGCACGACCCCCUACAGUUCCGUCACCCACACCCGCACGCAAACUCCGGACCCCUCCCACCUCUUCCAGCUCGCCGGUGGCAGUGGCGGUGGCGAUAACAACUACAACAACACGGCAAGCAACCAACAACAUGCCCCAACCAACAGCCAUCACCAUUACCACCUCCCCAACCCCUUCGCACACCACCACCCCUCUUCCUCCUCCGUCGCCGUGCACCACUACCCAUCCACCACACCGCUCCCCACGCGCCCUCCCUCCACCAAAUCCAACUGGUCCGCCUCGCCGCCGUCGCACGACAAACAACCAAACGACCACGACGGCGUCGGCGUCGGCGUCGGCACGUGGUCUUCGACCACCACCACCACCACAACAACAACAACAACAACAACAGCAUCAGCCUCAGGCUUCGGCACAGCAACAUCAACCACAGCGGACCUCAACGGCGUUGCCAAUGCCGUCGCCGGAGCCGCUGCUGGCACCACAUCAUCACCAUCAGCAUUGGAGGGAGGCGGACCCCCUCAUUGCGGGGCAAGGACGUGCAUGGUGUGCUGGCUGCAGCUCGACGGCCUGUAUCGCACGUGCGCCGAGUGCGGGCACGCGGUGCAUGCCGAGUGUGGCGGUGAGGCGGCUGAUGGUAAGGGGGGGCGCCGUCGCGGCGGCGGCGGGGGGUUGCUGGGAGAUGGUGGUGGUGGGUUUGGUGGGGUGUGUUGGCAUUGUGGUGGGUGA